UUUGAUCUGUACUGUCGAGAUCAAUUUUCCGUAUAUUACGAUAAACAAAAGUUGAACAACAUCAAAUAGAAAAUGUUGUUUGACACAUAUAUAUUGAUGAAGUUAAUGUGUAUAGGUAUUGGAAAAAGACCCAACUGUUUGGUCUAAAUGGUUGGAUGAAAAAUCUUCCUAAGGAGUCAUCUAUUAUUCAUGCGAAUAAGAAGUUAUACUUUAGUAUAUAAUUGGAUUUCUCAGAUUUUGUGUGAAGUACACGAUUUAAAUCUUUUCUGAAGCACGAAAUAUUGAUGUAUUUGAGUUUAGUUUCUAUCGAAUGGAUAUUGAGAAAUACAUAUACAGUAAAACGUUUUCACUUUUGAUUUUUUCCUUUGUGAAAAUGUAUAUAGUUGAAUAGAGCUAUAGUUAGUGAAAUUGUUCGUUUUAUGUUAUAUAGAAUAGGAAUAUUGUGAGAAAACUUAGAAUUGCUGAGAGAUUGGAUAAUUUAUUCAUUUAUGUGUUAUAAAUUGCAAUUAGAAAUUUUUAAAUUGGUAAAAAAAAAAAUUGAUAUUAAAUGAGUGAAAUUUUAAUUGAGAUUGAAGUAUUGAAAUUUAAAAAAUGGCAUUAUUAAAUAUGAUAAAUAAAAUGGAUACUUCAGAAGCACCUUGCAGUCGAAAAGCCAAACGUCAACAGAAAGUUGAAAUCCAGCAAGAUGCAUUUGAUAUUGACGAUGAUGAAGAAAUUCCUAUCAUCACAGAAGAAACAGAAGAAGAACUUGCUGCAUUUGAAGCAGUAAACAGACCAAGAACAACUAGCGGAAAAAUCAGGGUUACAGAAGAAGACCGUCCAGAGACUGCAGCUAGUCUGAAAUAUAGGCCAAAAAGUGGAAGGUCAACAUUUGACAGCAGACCAACAACUGCAGUUACUUUAAAAACAAAGUCAAGGACUGUGAGUCGAGCUAGUAGUAGAAAGUCAAGAGCUGAGAGUGGAUUUUCCAGACAGGACAGAGGUCAAUACUAUGACAGCGACAGUGAUGAAGAACCAAGAUCUCCAACCAAGCGUGACUUGUUCCUGGAAGCUGAAUUAUCAAAUGUGGAUUCCAUAUUGGCAGACGACAAGGCUUUUGAUACAGAUCUCGAAGUUGAAGAAAUUGAAGAUCUGAUAGAAAACUUAUAUCCAAUAAAUAUUGGUGAAACCACCACUACCUAUGAUAGAAAAACAGAUUAUAUCAAUGAUUGUAAGAAGAACGGGAUAGUACCUGCAUCAUACUUCCUUCGUCACAUGGAAAAACCACAGUUAACCAUGAGCCAUCAUGGACUUGGAGAGGAGGGCAUGAAAUGUAUAGCUCGAUCUCUAGCUUCUAACACCACUGUGCUGAACCUUGACAUCAGUGAUAAUUGGUUAGGAGAUACAGGUGGUCUUAUUGUGUGUAACAUGUUGAAAGAAAAUAUCUACAUCACAGAUUUGACGUUACGAGACAAUAGACUAGGAUUUGGCUGUGCAGAACAGAUUGGAGAAGUGAUGAAAACCAAUUCAACUCUUACACAUCUUACACUAUCAGGCAAUCAAUUUGAUGACAAAUCUGCUAUUUUCUUUGCUGAUGCAAUCACUACUUCAAAAUUAGAAUACCUAAACCUUAGUCACAAUCGGUUUGGUGAGAUAGCAGGACUUCUACUGGGACCAGCUAUAGCAGAGAAUACUACAAUGAAAGAACUGGAUAUCAGUUGGAACAAUAUACGACGGAAAGGGGCCAUGGCGCUAGGACAGGGUAUUAAGAACAACGACUUUAUGAAAAAGAUGAAUGUAUCAUGGAAUGGCUUUGGUGUGGAAGGUGCUAUAUCACUGUGUGAUGCUUUAAAACAUAACCAAGUCUUAGAAGAGAUUAACAUAAUGAAUUGUAGAUUAACAACAGAAGCAGCUGUUUUGAUAGGCAAAGGUCUGUCUGUAAAUGAAAAUACAGCAUUAAAAGUUAUUAAGCUUGGUAAAAAUCCUAUGCAAAGUGCUGGAUGUUAUGGUAUCUGUGCAGCAAUACUACGGAAUCCAAAUUGUGUUCUUGAAGAAAUAGAUUUUGAAGAUGUUUUAGUAAAUAAAGACUUUGAAGAAGUUUUCAAACAAGUGAAAGAACAAUUACCCAAUAUAAAAAUGAAACAUGGCGGCAUGGAGCCACCUCAAAAACCAAAGGCCAAAAUACAUCCCAUGGUCAAAUUAAUGAACUAUAUUGAAAAGAACAAUUUGAAAUUAAUAGACUUUUUUAGUCAGUUAGAUAAGGAUGGCAGUAUGUGUAUUUCUUAUGAGGAGUUUGAACAGGGAUUAGAGGAAAAUGGAAUUAAAUUAACGAAAGAGGAAAUAGAACUUUUACUGGAGGAACUUGACAGUGAUGGGGAUGGAGACAUUAAUUUUAGUGAGUUAGCCACAGGCCAUACAGAAUUCAAGGAACGAACAGACAAUAUAAACACAAUACUAACCGCAUCACAGCCUAGACCACUUACAACUUGAUUUAUAUACAUUUGAACUUGAUUUGUCUAUAGUUGCCAUAAUCUAUGCAAUCAUAUUUCAGUUAAUUUCAGUAUAUCAAACUUGUGAUGUAUGUGCAUCACCAGUGAGAUACAGAAGGAGAAAAACAAAAAGAAAAUAUAUUCUAUAUUUUUUCUGAUAAAUGUAGCUUUGAAAAAAACAUUAUAUUUAGAGAGGUAAAUUCUCUGUAAAAUUGAUUUUUGAGAAUAUGGAAUGAAUGUACAUUAGUCACAAUCCGAUUCCGUAACUGCAAUAUUCAUACAUCUAAGGAUUACAUGUAGCUCUUUAAAGCUGUUGUUCAUAUUGACUAUGUUGAGAGUCAGCUACAAUGAAAUGUGAUGCUCACACUCUACAACAACAGGUAUUGUUUAAGGUAUAGGAAAGUGUAAAAUUUUGGAAAUCACGGAAACUUCUUCAGUAUUUUUUUCUCCAUAACAUAAGGGUGACUUUUCAAGGACUUACAUAUCCAGAUUUAGGACAAACAUAAAUACUUUCACUCAUAUAUAGAGAUUAAGAGAUUAGGACAAAGUAAAAUAAGUGCUAAGAGUGCUAGAAAACUUUUCUAGAAAAAAAUUCUAUAUAUCUGGUGUCAAUACUGAGGUUGUGAAUUCGAAACCCUGUAGUGGCAGGUGGAUUUUACUCCAAUCUUUAUUGACUCUGAUUGCUGGCAAAGUUUGGUGGAUCUAUUUAGGCACUCCAGCUUCGACCACCAUUUAAAAACUGGCUGUCACGAAAAAGCCAGUAGUGCUGAUAGUGGCGUUAAAUACCAACAAUCACUCAGUCAUAUAUAUCUUAAGAGCAAUAUAAUGUAAGAAUCAAAUCUUGAUCUCAAUGUCUUGCUUAUUGUAAAUUAAUUCAUGUAACUGUACUGUUUAUAGUUUGAGUCUCAGAGAAUUGUAAUUUUUAAUGAUUUUUUUUCAAGUCAGUUGACUUUUUUUAAUCAGAAAUUUAUGAAAAUAUAUGAAAUUAGAUAUGCUUAUAAAUAUAUAGUUUGAUCAGAUUAUAACUACAUGUAGGUGUCCUUCGAAAUAGCAUUUUUUGAUCACCAUAAAUAAAAUAAAACCUCUAUAAUAUGCAUAAUUGAGAUUGUAAUCAAGAGUCAAGAAAAAAAGAGAAGAUAUCAGUUAUUAUAGUCGGGUAAUAGGGACAAAGAAUUCAAAUUUUGUUUUGGAUUUUUCAUUGAUUCAAGUAGGCAUUCUUUUAUUCUUAUAAAAUGGAAUUGAAAUGUACAAAAUAUCCAAUGAAAUGUAGGUGAUGAAAAACAGCAAACAAGCAGUGCCUUAAUUUUUGUUGUUGUUACUCUUUAUUGUAAGAAUAUACAUUUUCUUGAACAAGAAUUCUUAUCUGAUGUCUUUCCUACUAAUAUUUAAUGUCUUUGGUUUAGACUUUUGUAUUAUGCUUGAAAACUUGAAUUUACUUCCGUCCAUGUAGAUUAUAUACUCUGUGAUAAGUAAUUUUACUUUAACAAUGAAUAACCAUUCCAAAAGCUAAGUAAAGCUAACCUUUGUAAUUGUUUUAAUGUUAAAGAUAUGUACUUAUAUAGUUAAUUUAAAAAAAAUAAAAAUGUCUUUCUUAAUUGUAUUGAAUAUUUCUGUAUGAUAAACAAAAUACAUAUAUCUAGCAACUAAUGUUGAUAUGAUUCUAUUAGAAAAAAACACUUUAUUAACAAUGAUGCAGUUGCAAUGAUAUUGUUUUUUGUUAAAUUUUUAUUGUGGGUAUUAUGAAUAAAUCUUGAGCUUUACAAGUCAACUUCAAGGUUUUGAUAUCUAAAAGAUGGAGCAGUUCUUUCAUAUUCAGCAUCAGAAUCAAUAAAACUCAUAUUAUAAUUGAAAAUAGAUUUUUGUUAUAUAUUAAAACUAAUAUUUGUUUUUAUUUGUUAGUGUGAUUGUCCAUUUGUUAUCAUAGAUUGCUUAUUUAUUUUUGUUCUGAUGACUUGAGGGUAUUUGUAAUUUCAAAUUUCAAUUCAAGUUCUUAAAAGAAGAUAAAAAGAUGAUUUUUUUUAAAUAAACCAUUAUUAAAAUU
Messenger RNA from Mytilus californianus (California mussel), 4509 nucleotides. Its product is annotated as leucine-rich repeat-containing protein 74B-like. The record is from RefSeq and is a predicted model, not a curated record. Gene Ontology annotation, molecular function: calcium ion binding; protein binding. Lineage: Eukaryota; Metazoa; Mollusca; Bivalvia; Mytilida; Mytilidae. The coding region runs from base 592 to 2469 and encodes 625 amino acids. The transcript has 14 exons.